AUGGAGGAACCAACAGCAGAUGAAACCAUAGUUGAAGAAAGAGAAGAGCUCAUGGUUUCACCUUUUUCUGAUGGAAAACCAAAUUCGAGAGCAGCCCAUUUCCUCAAACCAACUUUAUCUUCCAUGGAUGAACCAAUCCCAAACCAUUUUUCCCUCUCUGGUUCCUUUCUACCUCACACUUUUGAGCCUAAAAACUGGCCUCUAAAGGUCUGCUUUAAUGGCUCGAGAACCCCACUGAAAAGCUGGCUUUUUUGGGUUGAUAUCCUGCGUCCCAAGUAUCAACCUGUUUGGAAAAAGGCUGGAAUCUUCGAAGCAAUAAUGAGUUCAACUUGCUUAAUAAAAAAAUAUGAUGAUUUGGUAAUUGGCUUGGCAGAAAAAUGGAACCCUGAGACCAACACUUUCAUCUUUCCCUGGGGUGAAGCAACAAUAUCUUUAGAGGAUGUGAUGGUUUUGGGAGGUUAUUCUGUUAUAGGCUUCCCUGUUACAUGCCCUGGUGACAGCCAAGAACUCAAGGAAGUUGAAGACAAACUUCUUGAAGAAUGCAGGAAAAUUCAAAGGGAUCGAGCAGCUAGAAGGGUCAGGCAAACAGAGUGGAUAAAUAUUUUCAUGGGAAGUGGGAGAGAUAUUGAGCAUGAAGCAUUACUUUCAUUGUGGUUAUCAAGGUUUGUUUUCCAAAAUAUUGAUGGAAUAAUUAGGAAGAGCGUCUUUCCAAUUGCAUGCCGUUUAGCUAGGGGGGAAGCUAUGGCACUAGGACCAGCUGUUUUGGCCAGUAUCUAUAGGGACUUGACUUUGUUGAAAGAAACCAUUGUUGGUUCAACUAAAUUUAAGGGUGGUGAGGUUGAUGAUUGCGUGUUGGCCAUUACACUAUGGUCACCAAUGCAGUUGGUUCAACUUUGGGCGUGGGAAAGGUUCCCAGCAUUUCAGCCAAAGCCUAAUGUGAUCGACAACUUUGAACCCAGAUCAGCUAGAUGGAGCAAUGUAAAAAUUGUGAAAGUUGAGAAUGCGAGGAUGGUUUUGGACUCAGCGGGUGAGACUUUUGAUUGGAGGCCUUAUGCUAAAGUUGUUAAUUACUGGCAGUUCCCUGAAUUUUACAAGGAAAAAGAAGAGUGGAUUUCAAUUGAUCAAAGCUUGAAUAAAGAAUUAUUAUCUUUUGCUCUAUGUUUGAGGCCUUCUGAGUUAGUUGGAUUAGGAUCAGGAUGUGUACAGCAGUACCUGCCACAUCGAGUAGCAAUGCAGUUCGGAAUUGAUCAAGAUAUACCUUGUCACAUUGCUCGGUUCAAUGAGACUCCAGAAAUUGCUUGGAACAAUUACCUGAGACCAAUCAACGAUAGAAAAUUGUAUAUUCCAUCUCGUUUCUUUGAGUCUGAGGUUACCUUCCGAUACUUGGAGUGGUGGAAGAAGCUGUCAAUGGUUGUUUACCCAGAUGUGAUAAAGGGUAUAGUGAGAAGAAAAAGGAGUUCAAGGAAGAGGCCAGAACGAAUACCAUGGGUGAAAGCAAAAAAGGGGGAAAAUGAUGCCAGUGUUCCUCCUGGUUUUCCCCUCAAACUGAACAAGGUGAAAUUUGAGCCUUUUGUUGAGGAAGUAAAACCUGAAGCUUUUGAGGAGUCCAGCAAGAAAGCUAGUGUCACUACUAGACCACUUGGUCAUGAUAAAUGCUCUCUGGCUAAUGUUCAGUAUCUCACACCUUCAAUAGCACAUAAUGGAGGAUUUGCAAAGAUGGAGUUGCCCUUGGUACCAAUGCAAGAGGUUGUACAUAUCAAGGCUCAGAAUGCAGGAUCAGCAAGAGUAAGGGGAGAGGCAAAUGAGAGUGAAAUUGGGUUACCAUCGUAUGAUAAUGAGAACAUCAGCAGGUAUAGUGAAAGCAGUAUCACCACACUCAACAUGGUAGCAUCCAGACUUGAAGCUCGGGUUGCUAGGAUAGAGAGAGUGGUUGCUGAGCUAAAAGCAGCAGGCAAGUUUGAGAGAAAUCCAAUCAAAGAAGACAGCUAA
Messenger RNA from Theobroma umbraticum, 1989 nucleotides. RefSeq lists its product as uncharacterized. The record is from RefSeq and is a predicted model, not a curated record. Gene Ontology annotation, biological process: meristem maintenance; meristem development. Lineage: Eukaryota; Viridiplantae; Streptophyta; Magnoliopsida; Malvales; Malvaceae.